AUGGGAAGAGGUAAUGAAGCUCAAAUAAUAAUGAAGGAAGAGGAAAAACAAGUAUCAGCACUCAAGGUUUGGAAUGUAGAAGAAGAUGUUGGUAAUAGCGGAAGCGGUGAAGAUGGCGAAGUAGAG
Molecule: messenger RNA, 126 nt
Organism: Diversispora eburnea
Lineage: Eukaryota; Fungi; Glomeromycota; Glomeromycetes; Diversisporales; Diversisporaceae
Source: the annotation of a GenBank genome assembly